This is a messenger RNA of Mya arenaria, 2566 nucleotides long. Its product is annotated as mRNA export factor GLE1-like. Gene Ontology annotation, molecular function: translation initiation factor binding; phospholipid binding; inositol hexakisphosphate binding. NCBI's taxonomy places the organism in Eukaryota, Metazoa, Mollusca, Bivalvia, Myida, Myidae. The record is from RefSeq and is a predicted model, not a curated record. Gene Ontology annotation, cellular component: nuclear pore cytoplasmic filaments; cytoplasm; nuclear pore. The coding region runs from base 92 to 2221 and encodes 709 amino acids. The transcript is spliced from 12 exons. Gene Ontology annotation, biological process: regulation of translational termination; poly(A)+ mRNA export from nucleus; regulation of translational initiation.
UAUUUCGGAGACCUUCCAUUUCUUUCGUACGAAAAUGAAACUAAAAUGUUAAAUCUAUUUUUUAAUAAAGUUUGAAUAAUAUACGGACGGAAUGGGCAUUGUUGAUCAGCUCAGACAAACACAAAAAGGCAGACUGCCUUAUGAGCGAGAAACAACCGGCCCAAAAUUGCAGACACUACUGACAGAAUGUUCAUCGCCACCCGAAAUACACAUCUCCCCAAAGUUCUCCCAGACCCUGAAGUCAAGACAGUCCAACAACAAGGAAUGUUCGGACGACUCGGGGAGUCCAGGUACAGGAGGUACUACGGGGCUGUGGCCAGGGAAGAUGUCCCCUUCUCUAGCACCAUUUUCAAUAACUCAACAAAAGGCCAAGCUGUCACCAGCUGAAGGAAAAUAUACCCCUGAUGAGAAGGCUGAUGUGAGGAUUGUACGGUGUGUGACAUCGCCUGAGUUUGGAAGAUCAAAGAGAGCCAUACACAAAUAUGAGGAGAAAUUGGAAAAUGAAGCUAGGAAACUCAUCCUACAGAAGAAACGUGAGUUUGCAGACCACAUUUUCCGCGUGGAGCAUGACAUGGAACAGCGUCUGCAGAACCUAGAGCAGCGUGCCACCGUUAACAGUCUUCUGAAGACCCAGCAGCUGGAGGAUAGAUAUGAGGCACAAGCUGGUGAAAUAGUUGCACAUCAGAGAAAGUUGCGUGAAACCCAUGCCCAGAGAAAACAGCACCAUGAAACGCAGCUGGAGGAAGCGGAGACGGCCAAGCGGAAACUGAGACAGGAAGAAAUCCGAAGGAAGGAGCAAGAGAAAAAAGAGAAACAAGAAAAGUUGGCAAAGUCUGCUAGUGACCUCAGCCACCUUAGUACCAAAAUACAGCAAGAAUAUACAGCAUGCAAAUACCGAAGCCUCCUGUCCGAGGCAGGUACAAAGGCUCUCUCCCUGGUUAAGACGUUGGUUGCUCACAUGGGCACUUUGAAACGUGAUUGUCAAACAUCCGGGGAGGUUGAGGCUGAACACUUUGAGCAGUGUAGAAACAUUCUGGAAAAAGCAAGUGAAGCAUACGAAUUGGUGAAAACAGAGCUUGAACGAGCUGAGAAGGCAGGUAAGGAGGCUGAACAGGAAGCAGAGAGAAAAGCCAAGCAGCAACAACAGCAGCAGCAGCAACAACAACAACAACCAGGGGUAGUAGGGGCUCCAAUUGCUUCUUCUACACCAAUAGCACAGGCAUCCAAACCAGCUACAGGGGCAGCGGCUACAAAUGUUUCCAGUAGGAAGAACCUUGUGAGCUGGGAUGAGGAAGCUCUAAAACAGUACCUGGUAUUACAGAAGAAACUGCAGGAGAUUGAGGAAUCAACUAAAGUACUGGCCUCUACUACCGAGUUGAAGAAGCUCAAGUUUGACAUCCAGAAGGCAGUGAACACCCCAAUCAAUGCAAUAUCUGCCGUGAGUGGAGACCAUCUGCGGGAUAAACUGAAGCGACUCCUGACAUUGCUAUCCGGACAACCUGUCGAGGUUUCCGGGAAAACCGUCUCUCUGUCAAAACAUCCACAAGCUUCAGUCUUCUGCAGAAAUCUUAUUGCCAAAAUGAUUGUGAAAAAGGGAGAGGAGCAGGUUUCCUCGAAGCAUGAGUCAGCGUUUGCUAUAGCGAUGGUAGCUGUUGGGUUGUGGCGGGAGUCACCCAGCCUCGGUGACCUUUUCCUUGCCCAUUUCUACGCCCAGUGCCCGUACCUUGUGCCUUACUACGCACCCAAACUACAGGGUCAGAGUGACAAGGACUAUUUCGAGUCAAGAGGCUAUCGCUAUGAAGGAGGACAAGUCGAGAAUCAGGAGAAAUUUCUGAAGCGAAUGUCAGGCAUCGUGCGACUCUACUUCUCCAUCCUGGUCUCUACGCCCCCACGGGGUAAACAUCCCCAUGGCCUGGAACACGCCUGGGCAUGGGUCACUCGGAUUCUAAACCUCACCCCCGAGCCUGAUAUCACUGCCACAAUGUUGUACGACUUCCUCCAAGUCACAGGCCAUGCUUUCAUGAAGGAGUAUAGAAAACAGUUUAUCAAACUGCUUUGGACAUUGUGUAAGGAUAUAGUACCCAAGUUGAAAGAAGUCUCCUCCCCUGCUGGGAGUGGAUCGUUGUCUCGGUUACAGGUGCUCUUAGAAAAUAGUGUCAAAGGUCAAGGUAAUAUUCCUGUCCCAGAGGGGUUUCUGGAACAAAGAUUCUGGCUUUCUUAGCAGUGAACACAUUUUACAAUAUAUAUUUCGUCAUAACCGACAUUGAAAAUACUAUGCAUGACAUUUUUAACUUUUGUGUGGUCAUAAAAAGUUAAUGUCAUAAAUUAUAGAAAAACAUUUUUUCUGAUGUGGAUAAAAAAGAACGUCAUUUUUUUUGUUUGUAUUUUAUGUUCAUUACCAAUGGAAUAUAUAUACAUGUACGUGUAGAUUAAUCAAUGUGUAUACCUUUGUGUUCUUUGUCGCUCAUGAAAUUUGUUCAGAAUGAAGUAAUUGUUGAAAAUCCAAUAUUUCUGUUGCCAAUUUAUAAUAAAACAUGAAAUUAUAUAAUAAAACAUUGAUAUUUCA